AUGAAGGUUGGGAAGAAAGACACUAAACUGCCUUUGUUUGCAGGCUGGUCGGUUAGCCUGCUUCUGAUUGGAAUUGCUGCAUGGGGCAUCGGCUUUGGGCUGAUUUCCAGUCUCCGUGUGGUGGGCGUGGUCAUCGCCGUUGGCAUCUUCUUGUUCCUGAUCGCGUUAGUGGGGCUGAUUGGAGCUGUGAAACACCAUCAGGUGUUGCUUUUUUUUUACAUGAUUAUUCUCUUGCUUGUAUUUAUUGUCCAGUUUUCAGUAUCAUGUGUUUGUUUAGCCCUGAACCAGGAGCAACAGGCUCAGCUCCUGGAAGUUGGUUGGAACAAUACAGCAAGUGCUCGGGAUGACAUCCAGAGAAAUUUAAACUGCUGUGGGUUCCGAAGUUUUAACCCAAAUGACACCUGUAUGGCAAGCUGUGUGAAAAGCAGCCACCCGUGCUCACUCUGUGCUCCAAUAAUAGGAAGAUACGUGGGAGAGGUUUUGAGAUUUGUUGGUGGCAUUGGCCUCUUCUUCAGUUUUACAGAGAUCCUGGGUGUUUGGCUGACCUACAGGAACCAGAAAGACCCUCGUCCUAAUCCCAGCACAUUCCUUUGA
Bubalus bubalis (water buffalo) is the source of this 594-nucleotide messenger RNA. Its product is annotated as tetraspanin-13-like. The record is from RefSeq and is a predicted model, not a curated record. NCBI's taxonomy places the organism in Eukaryota, Metazoa, Chordata, Mammalia, Artiodactyla, Bovidae. The coding region runs from base 1 to 594 and encodes 197 amino acids. Gene Ontology annotation, cellular component: membrane. The transcript is spliced from 2 exons.